AUGGGCACUGAGCCCGGGCCCCAGGGCAGCUCUGGGGGCCCUGCGGGCAGAUUCCGAAAGGUCUCCAAGCCGCUGAUGGAGAAGCAGCGCCGGGCGCGCAUCAACUUGUCGCUGGAGCAGCUGCGGGCGCUGCUGGAGAAGCACUACUCGCACCAGAUCCGAAAGCGCAAGCUGGAGAAGGCAGACAUCCUGGAGCUGAGCGUCAAGUAUAUGAGGAGCCUCCAGAGCUCCGUGCAAGGGCUCUGGCCGGUCCGCAGCGGCGCCGAGUACCCGCCGGUCCCCCGCGGCUGUCCGGCGGGCGUCUGCCAGCCCCGGCGGCGCGGGGAGGACGGCGGCGGGAGGACGGCUCCGCGGGGGCCGGCGCGCGCGGCGGGCAGCACCAUGGACAGCGCCGGCCCCCGCCCCGAGGCGCCCGCCACGUGGGCCCCUGAUCCGGGUGCUGGCGGCUCGCGGGGCCCGCCACCCCGGCUCCUCCCCGGCGGCCUCCCCGGCCCGUCCACCGACCUCCCGGCGCCGCAGCCGGCGCCCCGUCACUGCGCCCAGAGCCCGGGGCCCGGGCUGCGCCUGUGGCGGCCGUGGUAA
Molecule: messenger RNA, 582 nt
Organism: Pipistrellus nathusii (Nathusius's pipistrelle)
Lineage: Eukaryota; Metazoa; Chordata; Mammalia; Chiroptera; Vespertilionidae
Source: the annotation of a GenBank genome assembly